Theobroma cacao (cacao) is the source of this 920-nucleotide messenger RNA. Its product is annotated as calcium ion-binding protein. Lineage: Eukaryota; Viridiplantae; Streptophyta; Magnoliopsida; Malvales; Malvaceae. The record is from RefSeq and is a predicted model, not a curated record.
UGAACUGGGAAAGCUAUUCCCCUAUCGUCCUGUUUCCAUAUCCUCUUUCCCUCCCAUUAUAUAAAUCAUUGUUGAGUCUACGAAUGGUCUCAAGUUUCAUUCAAGUCUCUGCAACAUGGGGAAUUCCAUGGGUGGUUUCAUGGGAAAAGGGUUGCCAUCCACACAGAUGUUAAGCAUUGUGUUUAAAUCACUUUACGAGCAGUUCACAGAUGAAGAAAUCAAAGACUUCGACGAUUUCCAUGCUGCUAUUCUUGAUAUCUUGACUGUUAUAAACUCAGCAUUGCCUGGGAAACAUUAUGAUGCUCCUGCUCGCAGUGAAGUAGAGAGAUGUUUUCAAGAAUGGUGCAACGAAGAAGAUCCAGCAAAAAAGAAGGAGGUGUUUGUUAAGUUUAUUAAGAAAAUAAAGCUUAGCAAGCUGGAUAACACUACUAUGAUGACUGGAAUAAUAACCCCUCCGGCAGCCAUGGCAGCCAAGAAAGCGGGAGAAUUUCUGCCUCAUUUGAGUAUGAUUAAGGCCAUUCCUGAUGUUAUAUUUGUACCGUCUGUUACCGUGGCUGCCCUAGUCAUUUCCAAGCUCUCCAGAAGGCUACACCAGCGGAGCGUGCGGUCCCAACCCAACCGAGCCGAGCCCUCUAAUGUGCAUGAGAUUCAGCCUGUGGCAGAGCAAAGCACACCUCCUUGUCCUCCAGAUUAAAAUUAAAAUGAAAAGAGAAAAAAAAACAAAUGGAAAGAGGAAAAUUGGGUUUUCAAAGCUUGCCUCACUCAAGCUCUUGAAUCAUUAUGAAAAAACAUGUGAAUAUCCUAGGUUUUAUAUAAAAUUGUAAUUUACAAAGCUAAUGCCAGUUAACACUAUGGUAAGUGUAUAUGCGUGCUGUUGGGAAGGGAUUUUAAUAGCUGAGAUGUUGUUUACUUUCGUAAAA